AUGUCCCAACCGCAACUGCCAGUAUUUCCAAAGGAUAUUCCCGAAAUAGAUGCGACUGCUGUAGGAAAGGUAGCAUUAUUCGCUCUCAAUCGCACUUUGUCACUAGACAGUUUCGAUGAGAAGUCUGAAAUCGAACUGGACUCCGAAAGUUCUAGGUUGAGUCCUCAUGAAAUUAAACCAUUGGUGUCUUUCUUCACUGAUUUGUGGAAAUAUUUGAUUUACUUGCGGAUUGGUGGACAGUCGCUGUCAAACAUUCUGAAGACUUCAGGACUUCCUCCUGCUUACAUUGACAUCGUCACAACCUACUGGUAUUCGCAUGGACCAUCCGUUUAUACUGAAUUAGCUCGUCGUACAGCUUCUGGGAAACCUCGAGUUCAAGACAUUUCAUGGAGUAUCUUUAAUCAAACAGCGAGGUGA
Cooperia oncophora is the source of this 417-nucleotide messenger RNA. NCBI's taxonomy places the organism in Eukaryota, Metazoa, Nematoda, Chromadorea, Rhabditida, Trichostrongylidae. The record is from the annotation of a GenBank genome assembly.